This is a messenger RNA of Arabidopsis thaliana (thale cress), 3033 nucleotides long. Its product is annotated as GDA1/CD39 nucleoside phosphatase family protein. The transcript is spliced from 3 exons. NCBI's taxonomy places the organism in Eukaryota, Viridiplantae, Streptophyta, Magnoliopsida, Brassicales, Brassicaceae. Gene Ontology annotation, cellular component: membrane. Gene Ontology annotation, molecular function: apyrase activity; hydrolase activity. The record is from RefSeq and is marked reviewed. The coding region runs from base 409 to 2631 and encodes 740 amino acids.
UCUGUUGAAGAGAGAAAAUAAAAAUCAGAGAACAAAAAGGGAAAGAGUCUUUUCUGCACAAAACGGAUCUCUCUCCAACGUCUUCGUCUUCCUCUGGUCUGAGUCGUGUGGUUUUAGCCCCGAUACUCAUCAGAUCUGCUUAAGAUUCUCGAUUUUUCUUAUACGAAGACGACGAUUGGUUGAUUAACUCAUAUAUGUAUAUGUGCUUUUAUACUCCUUAGACGCAGAGCGAGAUACGAGAUCUAAGAGCUGAGGAAGCUUUGACGGUGGCUGAAGUUUCGUCUUCGUUCUAUGCCAAUGCGUGUUUCUGAAGAAUGAAGAAUCUGAAGAGUUCGUUGUGCUUCUGCAUUUGAGUAAAGACAACGGAGAAGGUUGUGUUGAGUUUGUUAGUAUAUGUAGGCAAGAGAAAUGGUUUUUGGUAGGAUCACUGAACUUUUUACAGCUGCGUCAAGUCGAUUACCAGCGGGUUCACAAUCAUCUGUUCCAUAUAUGCCUACUGGAUCAUCACCGGAUGUAGGAACCUCAGUUUCGGAUUCAAUAAGUAUUGGGAAUGGUGGACGGAAGAAUUGUUUGAGACACUCAGCGUCUCUCCAAGAUUUUUCUUCGUACCAUGGGUUUGAUCCUGAAGAAUCCAUUCUUCCUCGGGAAGCUAUAUCAUGGGGACAAAAUGGAUCAAGUUUUUCCAAGGAAAAGGGGAGUGUCCCUAAUGGGACCAAUCCAUCUACACGCCGUAAAUUGAUACGCGCGGUUAUGAUUGUUAUGUGCCUGUUUCUGUUUGCUUUUCUGGUGUAUAUAGUCUCCAUGUAUAUUUAUACAAACUGGUCACGGGGAGCAUCAAGAUAUUAUGUUGUGUUUGACUGUGGAAGUACUGGGACUCGUGCAUAUGUUUAUCAGGCUUCCAUAAACUACAAGAAAGAUAGUAGUCUCCCCAUUGUUAUGAAAUCUUUGACAGAAGGUAUUUCUAGAAAGAGUAGGGGUCGUGCUUAUGAUCGGAUGGAGACAGAGCCUGGGUUUGAUAAGCUCGUCAAUAACAGAACAGGCCUGAAAACUGCAAUUAAACCCCUUAUUCAGUGGGCAGAGAAGCAAAUCCCAAAGAAUGCUCAUAGAACCACAUCUCUCUUUGUUUACGCAACAGCAGGCGUCCGGAGGCUUCGUCCUGCUGAUUCAAGCUGGAUUUUAGGUAAUGUGUGGUCUAUACUAGCGAAGUCUCCCUUCACUUGCCGGAGGGAGUGGGUUAAGAUCAUCAGUGGUACUGAGGAAGCUUAUUUUGGAUGGACCGCCCUUAAUUACCAAACAAGUAUGUUGGGAGCCCUACCAAAGAAGGCAACAUUUGGUGCACUUGACUUAGGUGGCUCAUCAUUGCAGGUAACCUUUGAGAAUGAGGAGCGGACGCAUAAUGAGACCAACCUAAAUCUCAGAAUUGGGUCUGUUAACCAUCAUCUUAGUGCAUAUUCUCUUGCCGGAUAUGGUCUUAAUGAUGCGUUUGAUAGGUCUGUUGUUCAUCUUUUAAAGAAGCUACCAAAUGUCAACAAAUCUGAUUUGAUUGAAGGAAAAUUGGAAAUGAAACACCCGUGCUUAAAUUCUGGAUACAAUGGACAGUACAUAUGUUCUCAGUGUGCUUCCAGUGUCCAAGGAGGUAAAAAAGGAAAGUCAGGAGUUUCUAUCAAGCUCGUUGGUGCUCCAAACUGGGGAGAGUGCAGCGCACUUGCAAAAAAUGCUGUAAAUAGCUCUGAAUGGUCAAACGCAAAACAUGGAGUUGAUUGUGAUUUGCAGCCUUGUGCUCUUCCUGAUGGUUACCCUCGUCCUCAUGGUCAGUUCUAUGCUGUAUCCGGAUUCUUCGUGGUGUACCGUUUUUUCAACUUAAGUGCUGAAGCAUCCCUUGAUGAUGUAUUGGAAAAGGGUAGGGAAUUUUGUGACAAGGCUUGGCAAGUAGCCAGAACCAGUGUUUCUCCACAACCCUUCAUUGAACAGUACUGCUUUAGAGCGCCAUACAUAGUCUCCCUGUUACGAGAAGGUUUAUAUAUUACAGAUAAGCAAAUCAUAAUUGGGUCUGGGAGUAUAACUUGGACACUUGGAGUAGCUCUUCUGGAAUCGGGGAAGGCUCUAUCUUCUACAUUGGGACUGAAGAGCUAUGAGACUCUGAGCAUGAAGAUAAACCCAAUUGCCCUUAUAUCUAUCUUGAUCUUGUCACUGCUUCUGCUUCUCUGUGCACUAUCACGUGUCAGCAAUUGUUUGCCAAGAUUCUUUAGAAAGUCAUAUCUCCCACUUUUUAGACACAAUAGCACCUCAGCUUCGUCUGUUCUUAACAUCCCGUCUCCCUUCAGAUUCCAGCGAUGGAGUCCUAUGAGUACAGGGGUAAAGACACCAUUGAGUCCAACAGUUCGGGGAUCACCGCGUAGGCCAUUUAGUUUUGGAAGCAGCAUCCAGCUCAUGGAAUCUUCAUUGUACUCAUCGAGUAGCUGCGUUAUGCAUAGUUGUUCUUCUGAUAGCUUAGGGGAUAUACAAUAUGACAGUACUGGUUCCUUCUGGUCCUCCCCUCGCAGGAGUCAAAUGCGUCUCCAAAGCCGAAGAUCGCAAUCUCGAGAAGAUCUUAGUUCAUCGCUCGCUGAUUCACACAUGCUCAAAAUGUAGGAGAAAUUUUUGGUACGGCUUUUGUCACUUCCACACCAGCCUAAUUUUUUCUAUUUUCCGGUUAUGAGAAUCACAAUAUAGAAAGGAAAAAAAUGGGAAAACUUCAUGAGCAAAAAUUUCCUUGUUUCAGUUGACAUGUAAUUCUUUCUAUAUACCAUAUACUUAUAUAUGAUUACUAAUUUAACCUCAGUUCAACUACCAAUCACUCUCUUCCUCUUUACCCUUUUUGUGUAUUUCUCCAAAUUCUUUCUUUUACAGAGCUGGUCCAAGUUCUCUUUUCAUCUCCAAGUGUCUUGGGUUUGAGAGAGAAGAAUCGAUUCCCAGAUUGAAAAUAAAACCUGUAUGUGCUCAUUUUCUGCUCCUUGCUUCUUAAUUCUUAUCAUCAUACUUAAAAGGAAGAAA